GCAAUUCCACUGCGCAACUCCACUGCGCAACUCUAAUUACGAGCAGAGACCACGUGGUUGCAAAGUCUAGAACGUUCCACAAGUUCUGAAGCCGACGAGAUGCCCAUCAAAUUCGGUUACUGGAAGAUCCGAGGGUUGGCACAGCCAAUUCGUCUUCUCUUGACAUAUACGGGAGAAGAGUUCGAGGAUAGAAGAUAUGAAAGAGGAGUUGAUGAUGUUGAGUGGUUUGAAAAAGACAGGAAGACACUGGGAUUGGCAUUUCCAAAUCUGCCAUAUCUGGUUGAUGGUGAUGUGAAAAUUACUCAGAGCAAUGCGAUCUUGCGUUACGUCGGCAGGAAACACGAUCUCUGUGGAAAGACGGCGAAUGAACAAGUGCGAGUUGAUAUUAGUGAAAACCAGGUGAUGGACAUGCGAAACGCAUUUGUCGGACUUUGCUACAACAAAACGGGAGCAAGUACAGACAAAUGGGAGGAGCUCAAGGCUGCAUACAUUUCAAAACUGCCUGCUACACUCAAGUCAUUCUCUGACUUUAUUGGUGACCAAAAAUGGCUUGCAGGAAACAAUCUGACGUUUCCCGAUUUUCACUUCUAUGAAAUGCUCUCUCAACACUCGAUCAUCUUUCCUGGCUGUCUGGACGGCUUUCCAGCACUGCAGUCUUAUGUAGCUCGUUUUGAGAAGUUGCCUGCUAUUAAGGCAUAUAGAGCAUCCUCAUCCUUUCUUGAGCGACCAAUCAACAACUCUGCUGCACGUCUCAAGUGAAAGUUUGAUUGUGAUGGACAGUGGCCACGUUUUGCUGCUUUGAUUUCUGCAUAGUUAGUACUAAGGUAAUUGCAUCUCUCAAUCGCAUUUGUAUCAGCUGGGUUGGGUACAGUGAGUUAGACAGACAGAUCUGGUUCUUCAUAAGAAAGUGCAACAAGU
This is a messenger RNA of Corticium candelabrum, 918 nucleotides long. RefSeq names its product glutathione S-transferase Mu 4-like. Gene Ontology annotation, molecular function: glutathione transferase activity. Lineage: Eukaryota; Metazoa; Porifera; Homoscleromorpha; Homosclerophorida; Plakinidae. The record is from RefSeq and is a predicted model, not a curated record. Gene Ontology annotation, biological process: glutathione metabolic process. The coding region runs from base 100 to 759 and encodes 219 amino acids. The transcript has 11 exons.